Molecule: messenger RNA, 2547 nt
Organism: Centrocercus urophasianus (Greater sage-grouse)
Lineage: Eukaryota; Metazoa; Chordata; Aves; Galliformes; Phasianidae
Gene: NAPEPLD
Product: N-acyl phosphatidylethanolamine phospholipase D
Exons: 5
Coding region: 1-1404 (467 amino acids)
Biological process (GO): N-acylphosphatidylethanolamine metabolic process; N-acylethanolamine metabolic process
Cellular component (GO): cytoplasm; membrane-bounded organelle
Molecular function (GO): N-acylphosphatidylethanolamine-specific phospholipase D activity; zinc ion binding
Source: RefSeq, a predicted model, not a curated record
AUGGUGCGGGGCAGGGCGCUGUGGAGCUGCUGCCUGCAGCUCGGCGCGCUGCCCUCGGCGGUGUGCUGCGCGGGCGGGAAGCCGCAGCCGUUCGACAGCUCCUGCUGGAGAGCCGCGGAACCGCCGCGGAGGGGGUGGAGCGGCACCAUGGAGGAGGAGGAGGAGGGAGAAGAGGACGGGACCGCUCAGGGGCAGCGGCCCAGGAGUUCUCAAAAAGAUAUGGAUAAGAAAAUAGAAGAGCCUGCUCCAUCUGCAUCCAGCCAGUACCCAAAGGAAGCAGUGAGGAAACAUCACAACUCAGAUCGAGGAUCCAGGGGCAGUGACUCUUCCAGAGCCUCCAGGAAAAGCUUCAGGCUGGACUACAGGCUAGAAGAAGAUGUAACGAAAUCAAAGAGAGGCAAAGAUGGGAGAUUUAUCAACCCAUGGCCAACAUGGAAGUCACCAACCUUGCCCAAUGUUUUGAAAUGGUGCCUCAUGGAAAAAGAUAACAGCAAUGUGCCAUCUUCGAAACAGGAACUUGACAGAGAGCUUCCAGUGUUAAAACCAUACUUUGUUCAAAACCCAGAACUUGUUGGAAAAACAGGAGCUGGUAUGCGAGUCACAUGGUUGGGACAUGCCUCAGUUAUGGUGGAAAUGGAUGAACUGGUAUUUCUCACUGACCCCAUCUUCAGCCAGCGGGCUUCUCCUGUGCAGCUGAUGGGCCCCAAGCGCUUCCGACCACCUCCGUGCACGGUUGACCAGCUCCCCAAAAUAGAUGCUGUUGUCAUCAGCCACACUCACUACGACCAUUUGGACUACAACUCUGUAAAAAGUUUAAACGAACGCUUUGGCAGUGAGCUGCGCUGGUUUGUGCCUCUAGGGCUCUUAGACUGGAUGCAGAGAUGUGGUUGUGAGAAUGUGAUUGAACUGAAUUGGUGGGAAGAGAACUGCGUCCCUGGUCACGAUGCGGUGACUUUUGUCUUUACCCCUUCUCAACACUGGUGCAAAAGGACUGUGACAGAUGACAACAAGGUUCUGUGGGGCAGCUGGUCUGUCUUGGGACCUUGGAAUAGAUUUUUCUUUGCAGGAGACACCGGAUACUGUGUUGCUUUUGAACAGAUAGGUAAAAGAUUUGGACCUUUCGAUCUUGCAGCCAUCCCCAUUGGAGCUUAUGAGCCGAGGUGGUUUAUGAAACAUCAACAUGUGGAUCCUGAAGAAGCAGUAAGAAUCCAUAUUGAUGUUCAAGCGAAGAAGUCUGUAGCAAUUCAUUGGGGAACCUUUGCUUUAGCAAAUGAGUAUUACUUGGAUCCUCCAGUUAAACUGAACGAAGCUCUUGAAAGAUACGGCUUGAAAAAAGAAGACUUCUUUGUCUUAAACCAUGGAGAGUCACAGGACUUGAGUACAAACGAUGGGUCUGAACAGUAAACCAGCAGCAAUUCCUUGUAAGCCUUGUUUGAUUUGAACAAGUAUUUAAUAUUGCAAAUAUUAAUUUGAUGUACUUACAGAGUUGAUUGAGUUAAUUGGAUUUUUAGAUUCCAGGUUUGUCAUUUUCAUAACUUAAGUCCUCAUAGAAAUUUCAUUUUACUGUUGUUUUUGUUUUCAUUUUUCAGUUAUAUUCAUUUUAUUAGUUUAUUUACAAAUUUUGGGAGGUGAUCCAAACACUGUUUAAUAAAUGAGAUAUUGUUUGGAUAUAACUUGCAGUUUCAACUCUUACCUGCACCAGUGAUGAACAUUUUUUGUUUGCUUUUUUUUUUUUUAAACUCUUCAUCUUGCCUCUAGCAGCAAUAAUACCUUCAGAACAGGACAGUCUCAUAAUUAAUGGCUGAUAUUAAUUACUCAUUGUUAUAUCUCACUCGUUAAUCAUUGAUUUUCAAAUUAUGUCCUGUUCCUCGGUAGCUUCACAACACGUUGUAUGGGGCAUCUCCCAAUACAUCUGUGUUAUUAAAGCACAAGCACAGUCAAAUCAUUAUUUUACUGUGUGCUGCUACAUUUUCAUUUACUGGGGAACCACAAAAAUUGAAUUUUAAAACGAUCUAAAGAAAUGUGCCUUUAACAGGGAGAGAGAGCUUCAAUAUUGCAACAUCCAUGUGUAAUGCUUAAUGAUGACCAGAGUAUCUGUGCACUUUCAUUGUUAAUGUUUUUAAGUGAGGCCUGAACAUGUCUAAAAUAAUUUCCUUGUCAAAUAUUGUACAUGAAAUGGAAGAGUCCAUUAGUGGCACUUGUCUUUGCAUCAACUCAGCCAAUUAAAUACUUUUUCUUUUUUAAGUGAAAAGGGCUGUGGUAAUUUUUCUUAUAGCUUCCUUAUAAUCAAGUUGAAUGAGAGACUACAAAACUACUUGGUAUUGUAAUACUUGGCUGAACGUAUCUGUAUCAAAUUGCCAUGCUCAUUUAAAGAAUUAAAGCCUGUUGUUGCCAAAAACAAAAAGUAAUAAUGGUGGUUGUUUUGCUUCAUAACUCAUAAAUACUUUGUGAUUUUUUUAUUUUUUUUUUUUUUUACUUUUGUGUGUUGCAUUUUAUGCUUAUACUUCACCAAGAUCAAUGAAAACAAUAAAUUCCCUGUGAUUUUAA